Molecule: messenger RNA, 126 nt
Organism: Colletotrichum paranaense
Lineage: Eukaryota; Fungi; Ascomycota; Sordariomycetes; Glomerellales; Glomerellaceae
Exons: 1
Coding region: 1-126 (41 amino acids)
Source: RefSeq, a predicted model, not a curated record
AUGGGUAGACCCAAGUUCUCCCAAAGUCGAUGGCGACAAGCUGCGUUUUACUUCGCCGUGGCAGCCUUCUCAACUUUUUUCCAUCAACUUUGUAUUCACACUAUGGGCGAGCAUCCAGAAACGUGA